AUGUCACUGGUUACUAAGAACAAUCUGCGGUAUUGCAAAUACUUUCUGCCGCAUCACUGUGUUUUGAAGGAAGAGAGCACAACUACAAAACUCCGCGUUGUAUUCGAUGGCUCUGCGGUUUCAUCUUCUGGAUACUCGUUGAACGACUUGCUUAUGACAGGACCCACCAUACAACCUAAGCUGUUCAACACAUUGCUUCGGUUUAGAACCUUUCCAAUCGCUUUGACGGGUGACAUAUGUAAGAUGUAUCGUUGUGUACGAGUCUCAGAGCCCGAUAGUUAUCUGCAGUGCAUCUUGUGGCGUGACUCCCCACAGCAGCCGGUCAACGUCUUUAAACUUGACACAGUCACUUAUGGUACAAGACCAGCUUCAUUCCUCUCAAUUCGUUCGAUGCACCAGUUAGCCAUUGAUGAACAAACUGUCUACCCCAUAGGCUCAAAAAUAUUAAAGCGCGAUUUUUAUGUCGAUGAUCUUAUUACAGGCGGUGAGUCCAUUCAAGAAGUCAAGGAAAUUAUGAGUCAAACUAUAAAGCUGCUGGAAAAAGGAGGAUUCAAGUUGAGAAAGUGGUGCUCCAGUAAUCCUGAAUUGUUGCAGACGAUACCACCUGAUGAUCGAGAAACACUACUUAAGUUCGACGAUGGAAGCGAUAUAACUAAAACACUCGGUUUAACUUGGGAUCCUGCAUCAGAUUGCCUAUUAUAUUAUUGUUGGUCUGAUUCGGCGGUGGUGUUAUCCUGGAUCCGCGACGAACCUUCAAGAUUUCAAAUCUUUACAGCUAAUCGCAUAGCCACUAUACAGGAGUUGACUGCGGGUAUGGAAUGGCGCUACGUGCCUACGAAGUUUAACCCAGCUGAUAUUUUAUCCAGAGGUGCAACCUCUAACGACCUCAUUAACUCAUCUCUAUGGCUGCAUGGACCGGAUUUUUUAGCUCAAGAUAAAAACAAUUGGCCAAACCCUUGCAGUCAACAUGUUUUUGGUUAUAUUUAUAAGUUCCAAAAUCGCUUGCGGCUUUCUGGACUGACUGUUGAUUGCAUACGGCGUGGCACAAAACUACUCCUGCGCACCAUCCAAAGGCUUCACUUCAAAGAGGAUCUCAAAUGCCUUCAAGCCGGUCAAGGUGUGAAGGCAUCUAGUUGCAUUGCGUCGCUCUCACCAUUCAUCGAAAGUUGUGGAUUGCUUCGUGUGGGUGGACGACUGAAAAAUUCAGCGCUCGACUUCGAGGCGCAGCAUCCAGUCAUACUGCCGAGGCGUCAUCCUGCCACUCAGGCAAUCAUUAUGCAUUUUCAUAGGCGCAAUUUGCACGCGGGUCCUCGUUCCCUACUAGCAUACAUUCGGCUGCAGUAUUGGCCUAUUGGCGGACGAAAAACUGUUUCGAACGUUGUAAGCAAAUGCACUCUAUGCUUCCGAGCUAAACCGCACUUAGCGGAACAUAUUAUGGCUGAUCUUCCGGAAGAUAGGGUAAACUCAUCUUAUGCAUUUAUGGUCACAGGCGUCGAUUAUUGUGGACCAUUCCAUUAUAAAAACGAAAUACGCAACAAGCAACUCAUAAAAUGUUACAUUUGCAUAUUCAUAUGCUUUGCCACGAAAGCUGUGCACCUGGAGCUCGUAGCAGACUUAUCAACGAAGGCAUUCUUAAAUGCACUAAAGCGGUUCAUCCUAACGCGUUGUCGCCCCACUCGUAUAUGGUCGGACAACGCAACCAACUUUGUCGGCGCUAAGAAUGAGAUGGCAGAAUUAAAACGUUUAUUCCUGAGCGAUAAUCAUGUGCAAGCAGUUCAUGAAUUUUGUCUAGCUAAUACCAUAGAAUGGCAUUUCAUUCCACCUCGCUCUCCACACUUUGGUGGGCUUUGGGAAGCGGCCGUUAAAACUGCAAAAUAUCAUUUUCAUCGCUCGGUGGGCUCGUCAUUAUUAAACUUCGAUGAACUGCGCACACUUAUUUGCCACAUAGCGGCAAUUAUUAACUCAAGACCUUUGUUUCCACUUUCAGACAAUCCGGCUGAUUUAGACGUUCUAACUCCAGCUCACUUCAUUGGCACUGCUCCUAUCUCUACUUACGUUGAACCAGAUGUCACGAAGAUUAACUUUAAUCGUUUGGAUCAAUGGCAGCGCGUAUCAUACUACCAGCAGAUAUUUUGGGCACGUUGGCAUGAGGAGUACUUAACUACCUUGCAGCAGCGCUCAAAGUGGCACACACAGAAUUUCGAACUCUGCGUCAACGACAUAGUUUUAGUAAAGGACGAAAAUCUGCCUCCUCUCAAGUGGCCCCUAGCAAGAGUCACCGAACUAAUAUAUGGAUCAGAUCGUGUGGCACGUGUCGCAGUACUAAAGACUGCAAAUGGAGUCAUCCGAAGAGCCAUCCGAAAGCUAUGCCUAUUGCCAAGACAGGAUGAGGUUGAAAGCCAGAGUCUUCCAACGGGGGGAGGAUGUUUGGUUAUGCAGAAAGCAGCGCAGUCAGCGCAACCAACAUAA
Anastrepha ludens (Mexican fruit fly) is the source of this 2469-nucleotide messenger RNA. RefSeq lists its product as uncharacterized. The coding region runs from base 1 to 2469 and encodes 822 amino acids. Lineage: Eukaryota; Metazoa; Arthropoda; Insecta; Diptera; Tephritidae. Gene Ontology annotation, molecular function: nucleic acid binding. The transcript is spliced from 3 exons. The record is from RefSeq and is a predicted model, not a curated record. Gene Ontology annotation, biological process: DNA integration.